This is a messenger RNA of Prorocentrum cordatum, 913 nucleotides long. The record is from the annotation of a GenBank genome assembly. NCBI's taxonomy places the organism in Eukaryota, Dinophyceae, Prorocentrales, Prorocentraceae.
CUCCAACUCGGCCGUCCUGGACGCCGUCCUCCAGAGCGAGACGACGCCGCCCGAGCCAUUGUUCGAGAUCCCAACGGCGUCUUUCCCCCUCAGCGACACAGAGACGCCCCUGACGAAAGAUGGGGGCCGCAUCUGGGCAUCCGUGCGCACGGUCGACUACGCUGGGUCCGUGGAAGCCAAGGUCACAGAGAAGGCCGCCCUCGCUUUGACCAGGUGCGCCGACGAGGCGGAAUUUCAGGCCGACGUUGAGCAGGGGUCCUUGACGCGGUCCCGGGCGCGCGUUCGGGCCACGCUCCGCGCCCCGCUGAGCGCGGAUGGCGGCCAGAAAACCACGGGCCCUCGCCUGGCCAUCGCGCGCGCGGAACCCCGCAACUUCGACGCUGUCGCCCCGCUGGCCGCCCCGCACAGCGACAGCCGCGUUGCCCCCGCCAGCGCCCGCAGCGUCUCCCCGAGCACCGCCGGGAAGCUCACCAUCGCCAUCGGAUCGGCGCGCUUCCCUGCGAGCGGCGCGCUCCUCUUGGUAGAAGCCACGAAGGGCCCAGACGCCGUUUCGCGCGAGGGCGGCUUCGCCAUCGCCAACUACAUCGUGGGCGCGGCGGAGAGCGACUCCGACCAGAAAGCCGCCUUCCGACCACUCAUUAUGGUAACCCACUUCGACGCAGCGGAGUCCGAGUUUACCGUGGGCGACAUGUGGAAAUUGCCGCACGGCAUCGCGCCCGACGCGUUCAAGGCCGAAAUUGCUACUGCCGGUGAGACUCUGACCACGCGCCUCGCGCGCGCCAAGCGCAAGUCCGACCCCAAGGCCGACGACAACUUUGACGAGUUCUUCGGACCCGCAGUCAAGCGCGCCCACUUGGCGCUCGGCGACCCCGCCGCGCCCGCGGAGCGAGGCAACCUCCAGCGCAGCUUUCGC